AUGGUGGCAGCGGCGGCGGCGGCGGCGGUGGCGGCGGUGGCAGUUCCAUUGUUGAUGCUAGCAGAGGAGGAAGAAAAGAAAGGAAUUCGUGAGUUUUGGGACUUGUCAAAGGGUGUCACCUAUAGCAUGAAUUUUCCAGAACUGGUGGGGAAGUGCUGCUUUGGUGUGGGAUUUCCAGGUUGGCUUUUCACGGCGGACGAACAAGGUCACAUGAAUCUCUUCCAUCUCUUCUCACGUUCCUUAAUAAAUCUCCCAGACAUGGACAUGUUGGAGGGUUUCGAUUACGAGGUGGAAAAGGGUCAUUGUACUCAGUACGUCGAAAAAGCGGUGAUUUCGUCGGAUCCUCUAAUCUCAAAAGAAGACUAUGUUUUGGCCCUAAUUCAAGGUUCUCCUCGGACUUUUGCUUUCUGGAGGCCAGGAAGUAAGUCCUUUACUAGUGUGUCACAGAUAGUACCCGAGCGUGCCUAUUCUGACAUCGCUUGGCAUGACGGGCAAUUCUAUGGUGUUGAUUUUGAGGGCAACGUUAUCGUCUUCGAUUUCAGAUCAGGAGAUUAUCCAACAUCUGUAAGAGUUAUCAGAUCUGAGAUACCUCCGGAGGUAAUUGACGGCAACCAAGUUUACAUCGUCUAUUCAAUGGGUGAACUAUUAGUGAUUAAUCGAGACGGAGCUUAUGAAGACGAUGAUACAGGGAUUUAUGGGGCUAAACAAUUCCAUGUGUACAAGAUUAAUGAUAUUGAUAGCAGUUAUUCCGAGGUUAAAGACUUGGGAGAUAGAGCAUUGUUCGUUGGCAAUAGUGCCACUGUGGUUGUUGAACAAUUAGCUCAUGGGAUCAAGGGCAGCCAUAUUUAUUACACAGAUGAUUGUAAAGACACAUACUUCAGUCUUGAACAGGGCGGUGGCAAAGACAUGGGCGUAUACAACUUGCUUGAUGGAACCAUUGUGCCUCACUACACUGGUCAAUCUUACCAUAAACUCACUCCACCUCUUUGGAUUUUCAGCAACUCUCCCUCUCUUGAUUUAGACUAG
This is a messenger RNA of Nicotiana tabacum (common tobacco), 1026 nucleotides long. The record is from RefSeq and is a predicted model, not a curated record. Lineage: Eukaryota; Viridiplantae; Streptophyta; Magnoliopsida; Solanales; Solanaceae.